Messenger RNA from Amoebophrya sp. A25, 455 nucleotides. Lineage: Eukaryota; Dinophyceae; Syndiniales; Amoebophryaceae. The record is from the annotation of a GenBank genome assembly.
AGAAACGGCAAAAACAGAAUGCCGAAAAUAUAAUGACUCAAUGAUUCAAUAAUUGCGUUGCUUCCUCCCAUGAGAAAAAUUAUGUAUUUGCGCACCCAGUCUUUCCUUGUCCUGUUUUGGGGCUCUGUCUGCGGUCGAGGGCAUGUCGACAGCCGCGAGGAUCCUCGUGCCAAGAGUCCAAAGCUAAUGCGUGGCCAUCGUGAUGAAAGAGAUGCUGCGACCACCUCAGUAGGAUCUUCAAGAAGUAGCAGUAGUACUUCGAGGAAAAAGAAAGAGAAAGAUCUAGAAGAUCUUGGAGGUGACGACUCAGUUGCAGCAGUCCUAGUCGUGGAUCUUGACGAUGUUGAGCCAUCUGAUAGUGUAGCGAGCCAGAUUGUGGCUGGCGACGAUGGUGGCGAUUUUACUACCACGCGAAGUCUCCAGUAUGACAAUUAUUGGACGCCAUCGAGAGCCGC